AUGUAUAAGAGGAUUGUUCAGCAGGCUUUCCAUGCUGUCGCCAACUUCAAAUCUCCAGAGGACACCAUCAUCCCGCAACCUCCUCCUCUUCAGAAGGAUGCUUUAAGGGCUCUGGCCCAGAGAGGCCACGACUCUGUCUAUAACAAAGGCCACGCUUCUGAGAGCAAUGAGGAAAUAACAUCACCAGCAUGUCUAGAUGGGCUGAACCGACCUGUACAGCGGGAGAAAACCUCGUUGGGAAGCUUAAAGAGAGCCAGCGUGGAUGUAGAGCUACUGGCGCCCCGCAGCCCAAUGGGUAAGGAGACCAUGGUAACCUUCAGCAACACAUUACCCAGGGCUACAGCUCCAGAGGAGCCAACGAGGCGUCUGGUGACAGUACCUGUUCCAGUACCACUAGACCCCAUGAGGUCACAGCAAUUAGUGUCUGAAUGGAAGCAAAAGUCAAUGGAAAUGCGAGGCGGCAGCUUGCCCGAUGAGGACACCAGUGAUCAGGGCUCAGAUGGCGGCAACGACACGACCACAGAGGAGGACAGCGUCCACUCUUCAGUUUAUUCGUCUGUUCAACCAUCAGCCAAACCGGCUAACCCCCCUGCAGGCGCAAGAGUAGUGAUGCCUCCUCGUCCCCCAGCACAGCCUUCAGUCCCUCCACCUGUGUCCCCUAAAAGCGCCAGCACUCGGGCCAAAUGGCUGUCCAUCACAGAGAAAAGUGGUGCUAAUAUUCCAGUCCUCAAGGCAGGAAAUCAGCCACGGAUCAUGCAGGUCAUUGCCAUGUCAAAGCAACAGGGACUCCUGACUGGAUCGGCCAAAUCGUCAGAGACCUCGUCCUCUUCUGGUACCUCAUCCAUCACGGGCACAGAAUCAUCGCCUAAUCGCUCGGAACGCGACAGCGGUUCAGGCAUCAUCACGGUUGAUGCCCAUGCCCCCCACCACCCCGUAGUCCGUAUGACCUCCAACCCCAAUAACCCUUGGGAGUGGAGAGGAUCUUCUGAAGGAAACAUGGCUGAGUCGUACGAGCUUAAAAACCUCAACCGCGAUGGUUCCCGUGGUUACCGCAAUGUAAGGAGCGGCUCUCCUUGUUCCUCCACCAGCGAGCCCGAUCACGGACUGCCCCAGCCUCCGCAUCCUCCCCAACCACCACUUCCCCCUCAACUCCCACCCAUGGGUCACACCUCAGAGGGUCGCAGUCUGCGCCGCAAGACCCCUCUAGUUCUGCUGGAUAGGGAGGGCAAUCUGAACCACAUGGAACAGGACAACUACUACAAAAAGUUACAAAGUGGCAGGCAUUACAAAGAGUGACGAUGUGCUAAUAUAUAUGUGCACAACAACACUUUUUGGUCAUUUGGGUUUAAUUACAUGGAUUUGAUCCCAAGAGGAAUAUCAGAAUAACCGGAUCCACUACACUUUGAGUCAGUAGAGCUUUCAGGAGACGCUGCUUCUGACGACUUAAGAGCACAAUGGUUUUUGCCCUUUGCGUGCAAGCCAAACUACAUUAUCAAAAUUUCCAUCAGAUGUAUUGUAUUUACAUAAUCUUCACAUUAUCAGAGUGUAAAAUAAGGUUUGGGAUUAUUUUUAUUGCUGCUCUUUUUGUUUAUACUUGACUUAUUUAAAUGUGUGACUGAGAUGUCAAGUUGAAUUUAUGUGUGUUUACGCACGAUUGUUUAGUAGUGUAUGUUGUAGUGAUACAAUAAUAGAAAAUAUUUGACUGCCUUGUAACGCUCACAGUGAAAACCGAUUUAAAGUGUUUUGUUGGCGCUUUAUGAAUGAUAAUUGCUUUGCAAAAGGGUAGCAUCCGUUCUUCGUACAUCUGAAUAUAAUUGCUGAUAAAUUGUUCUGGACAUACUGCAAAUAUACUGAUGACACCCUGUGAAAAACAGUUCGAAUAAGCACUUAUAAAUUACUUCAUCUCUGUGUGUUAACAAGUGAGGUGAAUUGGAUUGUCUGUGAGUAAUUUUAAACUGCUCUGGACUCUAAAGAAAGUAUUCUCUCACAAUCCAUCGCAUACCUUAUAGUGGAACAGCAACUGGACAACAGGUACAGCAGGUCACACAUUUUAUGUAUCAUAAUGAGAAGGAGUUUCCCGAAAGAAACAGCUUUUUUUUGGUGUAAAUCACAAGAAGAAUUUCUACAAACACUCUGGGAUUUAUCUGUAAUAGUUAGCGGUCUCCUUGUCAUGCUGUUUCCCAGAGGUUCGCCUCUAAAUGAACUUGAUGCAUGUUAUGUGAGUGUCGUCAAGGUGGAAGUGAAGCCUUGUCAGUGAAGAAUUCCAAUCUGUUAUAAUGUACGUGUGCAGCUGUCACUGCAGGUUAAAGUCUGUGUGCGUCAGCUCUCUCUUCAUGGUGCUCCGAGCUGCUCCUGGAUCUUUGUAGAUGGUUGUCCUUAAUGGAUACUUCGUGCUGUUGAUGCAGUUUCCGAAAAAAAAAAGACAACAUAAAUGACAACAAUAAACAAGCUGCUGUAAAUUACAGUGACCUUAAAUUGUAAUUUCUAACACACUGCAAACAUUACCCCUCCCAUUUUUGUACAGAAGUAUUUACAAUUUGUAAUUUCAUUUAUGAAGUGUAAAUCAAAGCAGGUUAGUUUUGGAGAUGCAUAACCAAUGAGUAGACAUUUGAGAGCAAUGAAAGCUAAGCGAAUUACCCUUUGCUACAGGGUUGCCAGGUUUCGCAAAAACAAAAUUGCCCAAUUGCUAUUCAAACUUAGUCUAAUUUUGUUAGCCUUGUGUUUACCAGGAAUCCCUGGUAAAAAAAAAAAAAUCACAUUCCAGGGGGUAAAAUACAAAUUUUUCGAUGGAGAUAAAUAUCACAUAAUUGGAGUUGCUUUAACCCAUGGACAUGAAAAACAAUCAGUGGCAAGAGUGUUAACGUAGCCUGAUUCUGCAGGAAAACCAUGGACUUGCAACACUGCUUUGCCAAGAGUUUGACUGACAUGCGAUCUGACCAAUCAAAAUGCUAUAUCUGCUAGUUCAUUAACUUCAGUGGACUUAAAGGUCCACAAGGUGUCCCAUACGCACGUGUAAUAUACCAAACCUAAGGAUUACUUAGAAGUGUAUGCAUUGUUUUUGUUUGUCAUUAUUUGGCAUUUGAUUGUUACACUAAGCAAACUCACAGAAGAGCAACUCAGUAAUUACUUCAGAGUAAUAUAAACCAAUAAAAUACAGCAGAUCCGCAAACUGCCAGGCUUUUAAGUUCGAUUCCAAUAUGACAUGCUUGCAUUUUGGGACCUGAUUUUUAAACAGCUUGAUUUCUCAUUAAAACUGGAUUUUUUUUUUUUUUUUUAAAUCUCUGCACCAAAGAUAAAUUCUAGCCCAGAGCAUUUCACAGCCUUGCUGAGGUCAUACUUUAAAUUCUUAUUAAAUGCAGAUUAAACCGGCAGUGCAAGCGUUCAUACAUACGGAGUAUGAAUAUGAAACUUUCAGAUGCAGGAUGCGGCAAGUCGCCAAUAAAAGAGUGGCAGGAAGAGAAAGAAAAAUUGAGCGCCUUUUCUUUUUUUUUACUAUACUGAAAGCACACCAUCUGUGACAAAGUAUUUUUUUUUUACAGUAAAUCAACAAAACAGUGAUUUUUGAGUAUAAUGAUUGCAGUGAUUUUAUCAAGAAACACUCAAGGCAUCUGAUGCCUCGACAGCAUCCCACACCUGGGGUUUAAUUAUACUGUUGCCAUGCAGUGUUCUGAGUGAGUACUGCAGAGAUGCACAAAGCAUGUUCUAUCUCCUCUCGAGGCAUCAACAAUUAGCUUGCCGUCAAUCUAUGUGAAUGUCAGACAAGAUACAUUUUAAAGAUCUCUCUGUAUUGAACUGCAGCGUCUCAGAGAGACCGCAGAUGCAGUCUGCUAAAUGAAUAAAUGUUCAGAUCAUUAGGCAUGCCAUGCUGGCUUACAGCUAUAUGUAGUAAUGUUUCAAGUCUUUCUGAAUCAUGCUGUGACUUCUCAAGAAGCCGGCGGUGCAUUUGCGGCCCAACUUGGUAUCGUGAAAUCUACCUGGCACCAGCAUAAGCUUCUUCCACCUAGUCAACUCUGACGCCUACAUACGCUCUCCAAACACGAGCAGUGCCCACGCCAUACGCUGCAACUAUCGUGAAGCACAAACAGAGCUCUGGCUGUUGCUAUGGUGACUGGGUUGAGCAGUGGGGGCCUCUAGUGCAGAGCAAUUUAUCAUUUUAAUAAGAACUAUAUGUGUGUUUCAAGGGGUGGGUUUGGACUCACAGUCACAGACAUACAAUUCAUUUGAUUACGCCGAACGCUUUUGAAAAAUGAGAGGCUGAAAUGGAUGUUGAGCCCUGACAAAGUUUCCUUCGUUUUCAGCUAUGAGAGGUGUAUAGGCUGGGUUUAUUAUCAUGUUAUCUGAUGUAAUCUUUUCACGAAAGAUGAGAAAAGUCUCUCUGGAAUAAUGUCACAUUUAAAUAUUAUUAAACUGAAAGCUGACA
Molecule: messenger RNA, 4420 nt
Organism: Puntigrus tetrazona (Sumatra barb)
Lineage: Eukaryota; Metazoa; Chordata; Actinopteri; Cypriniformes; Cyprinidae
Product: phospholipid phosphatase-related protein type 3-like
Exons: 2
Coding region: 1-1296 (431 amino acids)
Source: RefSeq, a predicted model, not a curated record